AUGCAUCCCUUCAUGGUUGCCAGCGGUCCGGACAUCAAGGUCCGCACGGGACUUCAGCAUUUCGAGCAGAUUGACAUCUAUCCUAUGGUCUGCGCCCUACUGGGUCUCCAGCAUCCCAACAAAAUCGACGGCCGUCUAGAGCGUGUGAUUCCCUUUCUGAAAACCGAACUCUCAAAGGAUUUUGUUGAAACCUUUGAAAAGUAUGAGAGCGGCAUCAUUGCUGUUGACUUGUAUGGUGUUUCCGCUGUACUACAGGCGACAACUAAUGGGAGUCCGAAGUCCUAUUUUACUCUAGGAUGUGAAACAUACCUCAUGUCAUUGUGUGCUGUAAUAUAUUUUGGGAUAUUAUAA
Messenger RNA from Dibothriocephalus latus, 351 nucleotides. The record is from the annotation of a GenBank genome assembly. NCBI's taxonomy places the organism in Eukaryota, Metazoa, Platyhelminthes, Cestoda, Diphyllobothriidea, Diphyllobothriidae.